This is a messenger RNA of Phytophthora sojae, 2133 nucleotides long. RefSeq lists its product as hypothetical. Gene Ontology annotation, molecular function: ubiquitin binding; metal ion binding; phosphatidylinositol-3-phosphate binding. Gene Ontology annotation, cellular component: ESCRT-0 complex. The transcript is spliced from 2 exons. NCBI's taxonomy places the organism in Eukaryota, Oomycota, Peronosporomycetes, Peronosporales, Peronosporaceae. Bases 1 to 2133 code for a protein of 710 amino acids. Gene Ontology annotation, biological process: protein transport to vacuole involved in ubiquitin-dependent protein catabolic process via the multivesicular body sorting pathway; protein targeting to vacuole. The record is from RefSeq and is a predicted model, not a curated record.
AUGGCGAGCAAGCGCCUGGACGCCGUCAAACUGGCCAAGAGCUCGCGCUGGGAGGAGCUGCGGCGCCUCGUGGACGCCGAGCCGGCCACGGCGCAGCAGAUCGCCAUCAAGGCGCAGGCGCGCAUCGAGUGGCUGCAGGCGCUGCUGGCCUCGUACCCGGACGCGGUGCUCAAGAAGUCGCCCUCGGGCGAGAACGCCGUGCAGCUCGCGCGCAAGGCCGGCUUGCCCAGCCGCAGCGUCAAGCUGCUUGAGGAGAUGUACCACCACGUGUGCGCCAAGGAGGGGCUACCCGACCAGCUGGCCAUCGAGGAGCAGGAGGCCAGGCUGCAGCAGGAGACCCAGCAGCAACAGCAACAGCAGCAUGAGGAGGAGGGCCAACUCCGGCCCUCCGAGCGCUUCCAGGCCAUCGCAGGAGACCUCCCCGUGCCGCAGCGGGUCAGCGCCGUGCAGUAUGGCCAGCGCCAGCGCCGGCUCAGCAGCACGGCCUCGCUCAAGAUGCGAUCUUUCUCGGACAACGACUUCUACUCGCAGCAGGUGAACGUGACGCUGGGAGCCAACGGCCCGGCUGGCCCGAGUCCGUGGUCCCCGCGCCGAACGACCGAGAGCAACAGGCCGCAGUCCUUGGCGCAAAGACCGUCGAUGAACCGGAACACGGUGUCGCUGCCGCCGCGCUGGAUGAACGCGCCCAGCUGCAGCAUCUGCGCGCAGAAGUUCGGCACCUUCAAGAAGCGCCACCACUGCCGUAACUGCGGCCAGUCCAUUUGCCGCGACCACUCCGCGCGCGAGCGGAUGAAGCUGCCGCACUACGGACUCAGCGACCGCCACCGAGUCUGCGUGGUGUGCCACGACAUGCUGCGUAACGCGAGUCGCCAGGCGCGGCAGCAGCAGAUUACGAUGCAGGCUGCGCAGCGCGUGGCUCCGCAGACGCGAUUGAGUCAGGCCGUCGGCGGUGAUGCGCGUCGCUCGGACGAGGCGCAGCGCUCGCCACCAAACAUGCUCGAGCGUCACGUCUCGGCGCCUGCGCGCGCGUCGAACUCCGCCGCUGGACCGUACCGGGUUGGAAAUGACGCCGCGAUUAACGAGCAGGUCGCGAGCCUGCAGAAGCAGGUCUCGCAACUUAUGGAGGAGAAGCAGCAAGCUGAAAUGCAGCUGCGUGUGCAGGCCGAGAUGCUGAACGACCCUGACCGACUCACGAAUGGUUCUCGCAGCAGCAACACAAGUGGAGGCAGCGCAGGCGGCAUGCCGAUGUCCCGGGACCGCCAGAAUUCGCUGCCCAUGCAAAUGCGUGCAGGUUCCACGACUGCAGCUCCACCAAGUAACCCCGGGCCCGUUCCGAACCCUGGCAUUGCCAUGUAUCGCUCUACGGGCCAACUGUUGAACAGGACGCAGAGUGCAGGCAACUUCCGACCCACGCGCGAGAUAGAUAUCGAUAAUCCCGACUUUGGUAACGAGCAGUCACAGCAGCAACCUCAGCAGCAGCCGUCGCGAUCUAACUCGACGGCGGUAAAUCCUGCUCUGCAGCGGACUACGCGGCUACAGGACGCGCUCAACACAAUCGCCGCCGUCGAGUCCACUUACGACGACAUCGAUGGGUCGGACUCCGAGUCCGACAUUGAGGGCCGCGAGACGGAUAUUGGGGAUCUUCACGAUGCCGAGGCGGACGCUCUGGACGACGUUGCACGGGAAUAUCUGGUUGACGAUGAUGAAGAGGAUGAUGACGACGACGAUGACGAAGAAGCGGUGGUGGAGGCGGCCAAGGCUGCGAAUGUGAAUGUAGUAGACGGGAUUGAAGAUGAGAGCGGAGACGGAGUGGGCGGAGACACGUUGCCAGAAGUGGACGUGUUGGUGAACUUGGGCCACGUUAUGAUGGAGAAGGGCAGCGUGAGCGCAGCGGUGCAGGCUUUCACGCGUGCCGUGGAGAUUCGACCGGAGGACCCUGCACUCCACUCGCUGCUUGGCCGUGCGUACUACGCCGACGAGAACCUGGACGCUGCUGUUGCCUCGAUCGCGCGGUCUUUGGAGCUGGAGCCGUCGGCCACGAACUCCACUCUGCUGGGCAAGAUCCUCUUCGAGAAGGGCGACCACGAGAAGGCCAUCGCGGCCUACCAGCGAUCUCUAGACAUGCAGAAGUGA